AUGGACAAAAUCUGGAAAGGCCGCUCUCAGAUCUGGAAGCCUUGUCAUUGUGAAAGAAAGAACCAGAAGCUGUCUGCACCGCCUGCGGGAAGCCCGCCCGCCUCCCCGGGAGCCUUGGUCUCAGGGUCCGGAGUCCUGAGCGGGGCCCCUGGGCCUCAGCACGCGUGUCGGAAUCAUCAAGCCCGUGAAGCCGCCGUGUCACAUCUGAAACUGUUUAGCUGCGGAAACCGAGAGGCGCACUUCAAAGCCGCCCGAGGCGAUCCAGACAGACUCGCUGGCGGGUCGCCUCGAGGUCACACUCCACCCGAUGGCGGGUCUCCGCCUUCCUGCCUUCCUCUCGUCAAAACAGAGUAUGGGGGCAAUGCUACCCCGGGGUCCCGAGGCACGUGUGGGCGGACGCGCCCCCAGACCCCCAACCGCCUCGGAUUCCUGGCAGAACCCGAGCGUGAGGCCCCCACCGCCCGCAGCGCUCGCCGGGCCUCUGCCCUGCACCCCUCGGCCUCCCCUCCUGGGCCCGCAAACCCCUAUCUGCCCUGUCACUCCACCAUCUUCCACCACACGGAGCUGCUCAGCGGGGACCGGCAGGAGGGACCUUUCUGGGAGGACCAGUGUCCCCUAGAGGUGGCAGUCACCCCUGAGAAAGCCGAGGGCCGAGGCAGCACAGGACAGCUCUUUGGCGUGCUUGAUGGAGAGAAAGCAGCAAGCCGCGAGGGCCCACGAGGGCCCCGAGGGCUGGGCAAGAGGCACCUGAACAUCGAUGUGCUCCAGUGCGACGUCUCGGUGAAGGAGGACAACCGUCAGGAGUGGACGUUCACGUUCUACGGUUUCGACAACAAUGGCAAAGCCACCAGGGAGGACGUGUCCAGCCUGAUGCACACCAUCUGUGAGGCCGUCGACGCCUCCGUCAGCCACUCCUCUGGCAGCAGCAGGACCCUCCGUGUGAAACUGACCGUCAGCCCCGAGUCCUCCAGCAAGAGAAAGGAGAGUCCUCCCCCAGGCCAAGACCGGGAGCCCACUCACUGCAGGACGGAGGGCGAGCUCAGCGAGGACCCCCGGGGGGCCGACAAGAGGCUGUCGGCACAUGUCAGGAGGCCGGGCGCCGACCCCCACCCCUGCUGUGCACGGGGCCCGUGCCGCGUGGACGAGAACACGGAGCGGAGGAACCACUACCUGGACCUGGCCGGGAUCGAGAACUACACGUCUAAGUUCGGACCCGGGUCCCCGCCGGCACCAGCCAAGCAGGAGCAUCAGGGCAAGGCCGUGCACCCCCAGAGCAGGUCCCACUCGCAGGAGGCGGACGCACACGACGCGCACCACCGCAGGUCUCAGCCGCUGGCCGACGAUCACCCCCCGCCGGCUGCAGACCCCGCCAGGGCCCUGGACGCGCAGCCCCGCCUGAAGGGGCAGGACAAGCAGCCUCUGAGGUCCCCCAAGGGCUCAGGGAGGCCACCUGGGCCGCCCGGUGGAGGCAAGCCCGGGAGAGCCUUCGGCUCCCACCUGCCGGCGGCCCCGGCCCCCGCCCCCCAGGACGGCCAGCGCCCCCCCCAGCCCCCGCCGCAGCCCUACGGCCACAAGCGCUACCGGCAGAGGGGCAGGGAGGGCCACUCGCCCCCCGAGGCGGUGCUGGAGCACGGGGAGGGCUAUGCGGUGCCCGCGGUCCAGCGCCACGAGCACCACCCAUCCUAG
Neofelis nebulosa (Clouded leopard) is the source of this 1686-nucleotide messenger RNA. It is a transcript of the gene NKD2, whose product is annotated as NKD inhibitor of WNT signaling pathway 2. Lineage: Eukaryota; Metazoa; Chordata; Mammalia; Carnivora; Felidae. Gene Ontology annotation, biological process: negative regulation of Wnt signaling pathway. Gene Ontology annotation, cellular component: cytoplasm. The record is from RefSeq and is a predicted model, not a curated record.